Messenger RNA from Quercus lobata, 1228 nucleotides. Its product is annotated as Translocon-associated protein (TRAP), alpha subunit. The record is from RefSeq and is a predicted model, not a curated record. The transcript has 8 exons. NCBI's taxonomy places the organism in Eukaryota, Viridiplantae, Streptophyta, Magnoliopsida, Fagales, Fagaceae. Gene Ontology annotation, cellular component: endoplasmic reticulum; endoplasmic reticulum membrane. The coding region runs from base 142 to 918 and encodes 258 amino acids.
UAAGAGUUUGACCCAAGAAAAAAACUUGUUCCUGGUCUCUAAAAACACUUAACUCUUGGUCCCUCAUUUUCCGCACAAAACAAAAUUAAAAUCAAAGAAUAAAAACGCACACCAAUACCAACUCUCACCCAAAAUCUCCCAAUGUUGGCGAUGAAGAACUUUAGGGUUUUCUUCCUCGCUCUCCUCCUCCUCCUCGCCUCUCCAGUUGCUAGGUGUCAAUCGGAUUCGGACGCGGAGGGUAGGGAGGCGGCUGAAGAAGUGGUGGCUGAUCUUGGGAUUGUUGGUGAGGAUGUCCAAGAUUUUGGUGAUGGGAGUUUUAGCCCAGCUCCGGGAGUUGAUACAGUCUGUGUUUUCCCGAAGAACAGUGCCCGAUUGAUUACAGCUGGAGAAGAGACUGAAUUAUUGGUCGGCAUGAAAAAUGAUGGGGAGGCAACUGUGAAUGUCAUUGCAAUUAAGGCCAGUGUUCAUCUCCCUUUUGAUCAUCGUCUGCAAGUUCAAAAUCUUUCUACACAGGGUUUUAACAACGCAACAGUGCCAGCUUCAGCCCAGGCUACUUUCCCAUACAUAUUUGCUGUCAGCAAGUUCUUGCAGCCGGGCACCUUUGACCUUGUAGGCACCAUCAUUUAUGAAAUUGACCAGAAUCCAUACCAGAACACCUUCUACAAUGGUACCAUCGAAGUUGUUGAGGCUGGUGCUUUUCUUAGCAUUGAAUCCGUUUUUCUUGUUACCCUUGCAAUUGCCCUUCUUGUCCUCCUUGGCAUAUGGAUUCGUGGUCAAAUUCAGAAUCUUUCCAAGAAAACUAAGAGGGCUCCCAAGGUGGAAGUUGGAACUAAGACUACAGAUGCUUCACUGGAUGAGUGGCUUCAGGGAACUGCAUAUACUCAGUCAUUGGCCAACAAAUCAAAGAAGAAAAAGUAGAUAGGCAAUGUUCAUCCAGCUCAGCUGCACAAGCCACUACACUGAAGCACAGACUCUUGUAACUCUCACUAGAUAUUUUGGAGAUUUUAAGAGAGCUCAAGAAAGUCGGUAGUUUUGAAUUUAGACCAGAAACGAACUCUCUUGCUGUUGUAGCCUUUGGAUUUUUUUUUUUAAUAUUUAAAUUUUAUUGGAGAUGAUGUUGAGCAUUUUGAGGUAAAACUAACGCAGAUUUGAGUUAGGAAGGAUACAAUUUUCUGUUCAACUAAAAAAAUUUUCUUAAAUCACAUGCCCUUGUUCUCUAUUAUACUUU